AUGGUAGACGUGGCUGCCGUCGGUGCGAGCAUAUCACUGUGGUACCUCACUUCGUUCGGCACCUUGCUGCUGAACAAGUACCUCAUGGGCUACCUACACGUCCAGCCCAACACCUUAGCUGCAGUGCAAAUGGUGUCGACUGCCAUCUAUGGUGCUCUGAAAACUUUGAAGCUUGGAGACGUGUUACGGCUGGCACGGGAGGCUAGAAGCCUCGUGUCGCAGAAGAAUGGGGCACGGAAGGCGGUCGCUGACCCGGAGUCGCCGGACACCUCGGACCAUCUCGAUGGCCUUGGUAACAAGGGCAGGCGGUGGCGCAGGAGCCUAAUCCAGAUGAGCUUCGUGGGUUUGAUGCGAUUUUCCACGGUGGUGCUCGGCUUGGUGAGUCUCAAAUACGUCGCAGCUUCGUUUACUGAGACCAUCAAGGCAUCCGCCCCCUUCUUUACAGUGAUCGUUGCCUACCUCAUGCUAGGUGAAAGAACUGGCGUGCCAGUUUUGGCAUCUCUUGUGCCGGUUGCAGGAGGACUAGUGUUGGUAUCCUCCACCGAGCUGUCUUACAACAUAGUCGGGUUUGGAGCCGCCGUGCUGACCAACAUCAUUGAAUGUGUGCAGAAUGUCUUCAGCAAGAGGCUGCUGGCCAACGAGUACACGGCUUCCCAGUUACAGUUCUACACGUCACUGACGGCUUUAGUGAUGCAGGCACCGAUCUUUCUGAUUACCCACGAGCCUGCGGCGUCUCAUUCGCACCACGUGGAACACGACAUUUCGCACAUCGGUCUGGGGAACAAGACGCUGGCUCUCACUGUAUCAAGAGACGAAAUCAUUCAAGAGAGUUGGACGGACUCCCUUCCGGACAGAAAUCUGCUGCUCCUCCUGUGGAUAGACGGAGUACUGUACCACGUGCAGUCCGUCAUCGCUUACGUGGUGAUGUCAUACUUGUCUCCAGUGACCGUGUCGGUGGUGAACACGUUGAAGCGCGCCUUGAUCAUCUGCAUCAGCGUGCAGGAUGUCCAGCAGUUUCUGUGCUAUUCCGUGCUCUGCUUGAUUUCAGGCAGCACGGAGCGAAGUCGUGAAUACCGUGCUGUGCUUAGGUUCACUCGGGCGGGGGACGUCGUGAUUGAGGAAGGAGGCUUCAGCAGUUGCGAGGCGUCGCUGCAGUUUGAUUCUUCUACGAGCGAUUGCAACAUCCAUGAGCAUGUGCCGUUCUCUGGGGCGUUAUUCCAGCAGAUGGCCGGCAAGGUGAACUCAACUGAAGCCUGUGCAGCACUUUGCGCAGGUGCGGCGCUUCAAGGAUGUGAAGCCUUCAUCUUUUGCAAGCCCGAUCAGACUUCACAUGAGGUUGGUCUUUCAGUUGACUUUUGCAUGCUGCUGCACACAGUCCAAGAGGUGCAAGAUGAUCGAAGCCCUUUUCCUGGCAGAUGCAGCUCCGGGCGUGCUUGUGCCUCUGAUUGUCGAGAUUUAGAUUCUCAACUGUCCCUGGUCUUCCCUGAUGCGGAUGCUUCGUUGGUCUCGAGCUGCUCUGCACUGGUUGACCGGCAGCCUGGCAACUGUUGGUCAUCGUGGAAUGAUGGGAAGCGAGAGGAAACGACAGAUCCUGACGUUCGCAUGGUGCAGGCGCUUUGCCCAGAAAGCUGUCGCUCCUGCUCGAACGCUUCGCUCCAAGGCACAUCCAGAAGUGGAAGCCGCGGGCAUGCCACCGUUGCCGCAGCUGAACUUGCUCGGAUGACUGCCUCAGUGCCUGCUACAGCUCGGUGUUCGAUCGAAAGGCAGAUGGCUUAUCAGGACGAGAGCAGGUAUUUCUUCAGGUGGCGAGCCGUGCUUAGCGCAGAGACUUGUGCCUCUUUGUGCGCCAGCAGCCCGGAAUGUCUUGCUUUCACCUUUUAUGUGGCAGAUCAGAGUGAGUUUUCGAAGUUCGACUGCGUGCUGCACAACUCUACAUCUGCCAGCACACAUGGUCGUCGGGCAGUGUCGCUGCUGACUCAGACCAGUGGUUUGUCCUACAUAACGAACUGCGAGGAGUAUCUGGUGUCGUUGUUUUUCGCACAGAAUGCCAGUUCUUGCCAGAGCCUCCCGGAUCCAGGGCUUACCGAAGGUCUUUGCGCUCUUAGCUGUUUUGCUCGUGUGCCCAUCAUGGGCAGCGGUGAUGCCUACCCCACCUUGCCACCAAGCACGACAACGGAAACACCGCUGCGCUCGUCGUCGCAAGUGCAAGGGCUGAUCCAGGGUUCUCCUACAACUACUCAAAGCUCCAGUACCCCAAUGGCUGCCACUCCACGGCCCGGAGUCGUGCAGACUGCUGUUGGCUCAACAACUUUGUCAAUUCCACAUUUCCGCGCGCUGUUCUGCCUGCUGAUCAGCAGAGCCUUCGCUCACUCGUAA
Symbiodinium necroappetens is the source of this 2376-nucleotide messenger RNA. The record is from the annotation of a GenBank genome assembly. Lineage: Eukaryota; Dinophyceae; Suessiales; Symbiodiniaceae.